UCCUAAUAAGAAGCAACGUGGCAACGCGACAGUGUUCGCUGUGUUUGGAGUUUCUAUCCUCGUGUUGUUCUCGCUUUGCUUCUCGUACAUUUCCGUUGUCGCAAUGUCGACAUAAAGAGAAAGGUGAAAGACUGAAUUUCACAUUACAAACCGUAGUUUCGGAGUUUAGUUUCCUUUUUAAUUGUAACAGCUGACGGCAACGAAAGGUUAUGUAUCCGCGAUGAUCGCGUCGUCAGCAACGACUCGACGUCGACCAGCGUGAGUAUCACUCGCUCGUCCACCGUUGUUUCUCCGGGAAUUUGAUCGUCGUCGAUGCGAUCUCACGUCGCGCGCGUCCAUUCGUCCACGAUAUGCGGUGACAAGCGGAGAUUCUAACCUAAUCGGUGAUAACCUUGAAAAUCACUAAGCGGUGCGUGAACGUGGCACGAGCGUAAAUAUUCGUUGCUGACUCACUCAUAUGGAUGUUAAUAUGAGGAGAAAACUCGACAAGGAGGAUCGGUCUACGGAGGAUGGCGUCGUCGAUUCGAGUAGCAGUCAGGAACCCUCUGAUCUGCGAGGGGACGAGAAGAAUAUUGCGAUUUUAUUCUUCUUGUAUCUGCUGCAGGGUAUCCCAUUGGGAUUAUGCGGCUCCAUCCCCAUGCUGUUGCAGAACAGAGGAGUUUCCUAUCGGCAACAGGCAGAAUUUAGUUUUGUACAAUGGCCGUUUUCGUUGAAACUCUUUUGGGCGCCCAUAGUAGACUCCAUUUUUUCCCAAAAGUUUGGAAGAAGAAAAACUUGGUUGAUUCCUACUCAGUAUUUAAUGGGUUUAUUCAUGCUUCUUUUGUCAAAUUACGUAGACCAUUGGUUGGGAAAGGAACAUGAAAAGCCCAAUAUUGAAUUGUUGACUGCAUUAUUUUUCUCCUUAAAUGUACUCGCCGCGACUCAGGAUAUUGUAGUAGAUGGAUGGGCACUUACAAUGCUUAAAAGGUGCAACGUCGGCUAUGCGUCUACCUGCAACAGCGUCGGCCAAACAGCGGGCUACUUUAUUGGCUAUGUUUUAUUUAUUUCUCUGGAAUCUGCUGAAUUUUGCAACAGUUACUUGAGGUCGAUCCCUUCUGAUGAAGGCAUACUAACUCUGCCUGGAUUUUUAUAUUUUUGGGGCUGGACGUUUAUUAUUACAACAACGUUUAUUGCGUUAUUCAAACAUGAAGAUAAAGGUAGAGUUUCAAAGGGUGAAGAGCUGAACACGGAUAUUAAGCAUGCAUACAAGCUGCUAUGGGAUAUAGUUAAAUUACCAGCCAUAAAGACCACGAUUAUAUUUCUCUUGACUGCAAAGAUCGGAUUUUCCGCAUGCGAUGCUGUAACCAGUUUAAAGCUUAUAGAAGCCGGUUUUCCUAAAGAAAAGUUUGCUUUUAUGGCCGUACCCAUGAUACCGUUACAAAUAAUUUUACCAUUAAUAAUCUCGAAAUAUACCGCUGGACCCAGACCUAUGGAUGUUUACAUGAAAGCUAUGCCUUAUAGGUUGGCUUUUGGCUUAAUAGCGGCGUUUUUGGUGUGGGUUACACCAUUCAUUGUAAUUAAUGGAUAUGUUCCAGUUUAUUAUUUUGUGAUAUUGAUAGGCUUAUACUUUAUACAUCAGAUUUCUGCGAGUAGUAUGUUUGUGGCAUCGAUGGCUUUCUUCGCAAAAGUGAGCGAUCCGGCAGUUGGCGGAACAUACAUGACAUUACUGAAUACUUUGUGCAAUCUUGGUGGAAAUUGGCCUGCCACGGCUGCGCUUUGGUUUGUCGAUCCCUUAACAUUUAGACAAUGCAGUACCGAUUAUGCAAAUGACUGUAGCACAAUUACGGAGAGAGAGCUCUGUGCGAAUACCAAUAAUGGUGUUUGUGUUAUGCAACUUGAUGGUUACUACAUAGAGAGCAUUCUCUGCUUAAUCAUAGGUUUCUCCUGGCUUAGAUGGGGUCGUAGAAAAAUUAAUAUAUUACAAGCGAAACCGAUGUCCGCUUGGAAAAUUAUACUUACCCGUAACAACAGGUAACAUAUCAGCACAGUGUUAUAAAUUCAUUAACAUUGGUACCUGUAAAAUUAUUAGGAAAUUCUCUUCAACGUGCCGUUGCAUAUACAGUGUAUCCACUGUAGUUCCUCUAGAUCAGAUCGAAUUAUUAGGGUAAUUUAUUAUAAUUUACCCGUAACAAUUAACCAUUACUGUUUAUGCUGGUACCAUAAAGAAUGUCCACAUUGAGAUGUGUUUAAAGAAAUUAAUAACUUUGUGAUUAUUAAGGUAAAGUCUACUCUAGUUUAUUUAACGAUCGUGUUGAUUCACGGAUUCCCGUAGGAACUAUAUGGACACACUAUAUAUUUACCCAUAUGUGGGGCAUGUGCAUACAUCAUUUCCUAUACAUUUACCAAGUGUUCCAGUUUAGAGAAUGUGCGCGAAGUGAAUCGAUAACGAUCCAUUUGCCUCGAGAGGCAAUAUCUAUUAUAAAAUAUAUAUAGUACAGAGCCCACGAAGACAAAACUUAAUAUAAUAUCAUAUAAUGUCAAAUGAAUAACAUUCCGUGCAUAAUUGAAAUGAUCUCUAAUUGUUGUCAUCCUUAUUUCAU
Mycetomoellerius zeteki is the source of this 2579-nucleotide messenger RNA. Its product is annotated as acetyl-coenzyme A transporter 1. Lineage: Eukaryota; Metazoa; Arthropoda; Insecta; Hymenoptera; Formicidae. The record is from RefSeq and is a predicted model, not a curated record. Gene Ontology annotation, molecular function: acetyl-CoA transmembrane transporter activity. Gene Ontology annotation, cellular component: membrane. The transcript is spliced from 8 exons. Bases 458 to 2014 code for a protein of 518 amino acids. Gene Ontology annotation, biological process: acetyl-CoA transmembrane transport.